UAGGAUAUUUAUAAACCUACAAGUUUCUUUGACUUGGUCAUUAUAAUAGUUGUAAACUCUUUGAUAACUUCUAAACUCCUAACAAUAAUUGAAACUAAUAUCCAUAUAUGUAUAUAUCAUCUACUAUUUCAAAUCUCCGGUGAAGGUUUCCUGGACUCUCGGUCUGAAGAUGAAGCUCAUGAUAACAACAAUCCUCACUUGCUUACUACUUUGGUCGGUGAUGUUACUAUCAUUCUCCAACAUCUUCAAACACCAGCUUCUUGGUGAUACAGUCAACGUAUCUUCAAAGGAUUCCGUAAAACCGAGGGAUAAACUGUUAGGAGGGCUUUUAACGGCUGAUUUUGAUGAAGAUUCUUGCUUGAGUAGGUAUCAGUCUUCCUUGUAUCGCAAACCUUCGCCUUACAACACUUCUCAAUACCUUGUCUCUAAACUUAGAAACUAUGAGAUGCUUCACAAGCGUUGCGGUCCAGACACAGAUGCUUACAAGAUAGCAACAGAGAAGCUUGGUCAUGAUCAUGAUGAGAAUGUUGGAGAUAGAUCUGUUGGUGAAUGCAAAUAUAUUGUGUGGGUUGCUGUUUAUGGGCUUNAUUUGCCAUUUUUUAAUUCGAGUACAAACACCAACAUCAAUUUUUUCAAUUGUAAUAAAUGGAAAUACAUGUAA
This is a messenger RNA of Camelina sativa (false flax), 661 nucleotides long. The record is from RefSeq and is a predicted model, not a curated record. NCBI's taxonomy places the organism in Eukaryota, Viridiplantae, Streptophyta, Magnoliopsida, Brassicales, Brassicaceae.